CAGAAAAAGGAGAACAAACCAUAGGAAUGGACGAACUAAUGCGGCUGUCGGCACAGUCCGCGAAGAGCCGGUCCACCUUCACCAGGAACUUUACCAAUCCUAGGUUGAACGGAGAUGCAUUCAGCAACGAGGAUACACCGAGUUCCGCAGAGUGCAAGAAUCGGUCGCUCAUCGAGUUUGGCUACAAUUUCGAGGAUGUGCAGGGCUGGUCGAAGAUGAAACAGUGGCCCAAGGAUAAAUUGGCCACCAUUCUGCAGUACACGGUGGAGUUGCACCUGAAGACAACCAUCGUUAUUAAAAUCAGGAACUCGUACUUCAACUGUCACUUGCCGGUGCUGCAGGUGUACUCGCAGUUCUUCAUGGAGCUGGAAGAGAUACCGAUGAUGGUGACGCUGCCUGAGGAUCUGGUAACGCCGAAGGCUUUUAUGAUGAUUUACAAGUGGAUGCUCACCGCUGAGCCCUAUUUGGAUCGCACGCACAUUGUCGAAUUGUUCAUCGCGGCGUCUUACCUGCGGAUCAAACAUCUUGUAGCCCAUUGCUGGAUUUGUUUUGACGAUGUUCAAUGUUUCAAUGAGGUCACGGCGUGCAUUCUGUAUGUAGAGACGCAGUACCACCCGUCCCUGGAUAUUGUCCGCAAUGUGAUGCUCACGCGUAUACAAAAGUUUGUCCUUAUCUUUGCGGCCACAAGGGAUUUUUUGGAACUACCACACAAUCACUUGAUUUACUUGCUCAGCUCGAGCAGCAUCGCUUUGAAUACGGAAUGUGAGGUGCUCUAUAUGGUGGUGCGUUGGAUGAGUCACGACUGGAGCACUCGGCGUGCGUACGCCCUGAAGAUUGUGGAAUGCAUUCGAUUCAAUUGUAUGCCACUCUGGUAUAUGCUUUUCGUGCGCCGCGAAGAAACCCAUGAGCUGCUGUUGCAGUUUUUGAACCUCAACGAAGUCAACGGGAAGAUGACUGAGGCCAUCACCAACAUCACAUCCUCCAUGUACGACGACCAGAUCUUUGGGACCAAUUCGACUCAUAAGGACACUCCGCAUGAGCGCAAUUGGAUUCACGACCAAUCCUGUGAUUAUCAUCAUCUGAUUGGAUGUCCCAAUAGCCGUGAGAUCCGAUACGAGCACUUUCAGGCCUACAUGUGGAAGCUGCAGCAAAAGCCGGUUGAUCAUUGGACCACUUUUAAGUCUGUUGAAUUUAAUACUGUCGGACCUUGUCACUGCAUGAGGUAGAUUUUUUAGUGUUUCUAAAUGGUUUGAAA
This is a messenger RNA of Drosophila persimilis, 1255 nucleotides long. Its product is annotated as kelch-like protein 40b. Gene Ontology annotation, molecular function: protein binding. The record is from RefSeq and is a predicted model, not a curated record. NCBI's taxonomy places the organism in Eukaryota, Metazoa, Arthropoda, Insecta, Diptera, Drosophilidae. Bases 27 to 1226 code for a protein of 399 amino acids. The transcript is spliced from 3 exons.